Molecule: messenger RNA, 2149 nt
Organism: Lacerta agilis (Sand lizard)
Lineage: Eukaryota; Metazoa; Chordata; Lepidosauria; Squamata; Lacertidae
Product: phosphate carrier protein, mitochondrial-like
Exons: 1
Coding region: 40-1263 (407 amino acids)
Biological process (GO): mitochondrial phosphate ion transmembrane transport
Cellular component (GO): mitochondrial inner membrane
Molecular function (GO): phosphate transmembrane transporter activity
Source: RefSeq, a predicted model, not a curated record
UCUUGGCUGUGGGGUACAGCUGCCUAUACUUCCUGGAGAAUGGGUAUUGACAGCAAAUCCAUCAGCGGCCUGGAGAAAAUGGAAAUGGAGGCCACUAGGUCUUGCACAUACCCCCACCCCAAGCUCUGGUCUCGACUCUGGACAGUUGCUUGCCCCACUUCCUGGAGCUGUCAGGGAAACAGCAGUGGCAGCCCUGCACCCCCGCUUUUGUGCAAGGCUGUGGAUGCAGUGGCCUCCCUAAACAGCAAUCCGUUCUCUCUGUGCAAACAUCGGCGCUGCCUGUCAGCAGCAGCUGUAACCAAAAAAGCGGCCUCUCCUCCACCUCCACCAGAGGAAGAGUAUAGCUGUGAGUAUGGAUCAACGACUUACCUCAUACUAUGUUCCCUGGGUGGCGUGGUGAGCUGUGGCGCAACCCACACAGCAGUAUGCCCGCUGGAUGUGGUGAAGUGCCGCAUGCAAGUAGAACCUACGCGCUAUCGGGGACUUUUUCAGGGGCUCAGUCUCACUGUGCAAGAGGAGGGAAUGCGUGGUCUGGUCAAGGGGUGGGCUCCAACAGCCAUAGGCUACUCCAUGCAAGGACUUGCCAAGUUUGGCCUCUACGAGUACUUCAAGAUACGUUACUCUGAUUUGUUGGGUGAUGAACAAGCUUAUCUGUGGCGUACCAGCGUUUAUCUCGCUGCUUCAGCCAGUGCUGAGUUUUUUGCUGACAUUGCUUUGUCCCCAAUGGAAGCUGCCAAGGUACGAAUUCAGACCCAGCAUGGCUUUGCCAACACACUGCGGGAGGCAGCUCCCAAGAUGUACAUUGAAGAAGGGCUGUGGGCUUUCUACAAGGGGGUGGCUCCACUCUGGAUGCGGCAGAUCCCUUACACCAUGAUGAAGUUUUCCUGCUUUGAAAGAACUGUAGAGGCUCUCUACAAAUACGUCAUGCCCAAACCACGGGAUCAGUGCACCAAAAUGGAACAACUUGGAGUCACAUUUGUUGGUGGAUAUAUUGCUGGAGUCUUUUGCGCUGUAGUCUCACACCCAGCUGAUUCUGUGAUAUCUGUGCUCAAUAAAGAAAAGGGCAGCACUGCUGUAGACGUCCUCAAGAAAUUGGGCAUGAAAGGCAUCUGGAAAGGGCUAUUUACCCGCAUCUUAAUGAUUGGCACCCUCACUGCCCUGCAGUGGUUCAUCUAUGACUCAGUUAAGGUUUAUCUCAAGCUACCCCGGCCCCCACCACCUGAGAUGCCUGCUUCUUUGAAAAAGAAACUCUCUGAAAAAUAGAUCCGCGCUGUGAGGCUAUACUGCUAUGUUUCAAGGAUGUCAUAUGUCAUAGUUCUAUAGGAAUUUCUACUCUACUAAUAUGUGGUUAUGAGUAGACUGUAGAAAUCCAUCACUCUUUUAUUCUGAAUCCAAAACUAAGCUGCACAGUGCUCCAACAACGUAUUAAGUAAGCUACUUAAAAUAACUACUUACUGCAACAAAUGAUUUAGCAUAAUAUUUUUCCAUAUUUUAUUUUGCUAUUAAUUGUGUUCAAAAUUACAUAUUGCAUAAUUUGGUUUAUAGUUUUUAUAGGCUGUUAAAUAUUUUAAGGUUAACAUAACCAGCUAAUAGCAACUGCUAGAUGAGUUGAUUGUUUUAAUACUGUUGUCAUGCUCUGAAGAUUAUUGUCAUUUGUCAAGUUGUUAGUAUUCACUAUCAGAUGGCACCCUGAUUAUAAUGAAGCAAGUUGUAGAUCCCCGUGUACAUUAGCUGUUUGAGACAUCAAACAUAAUACUUUAAUAAGUAGUACUCAAAAAGUUAGUGAGGUUGUUUUGGAGAAUAGUUUUGAAGAUCAUAGAUUUUGGUGAGAGAGCCUGUUUAUGCAUGCAGAAGAGCAGGGCAUUUUAUUUGAUAGGUCUUGCCCUGUGCCUCAUCAUAAAUCUCAUUGAGAGUAUCCUGGGCUUAAAAAAUGAUGAGCAUCAUACAUGUUGGUAGCAUUAUAUUGAUUCAAAUACCACAGUAUGGAAAGGAAGUCCUCUAUGCUUGGGGCUUGGCUGAAAGUUGAAUUUAUAUGUUUCUUUAAUGCGUAUGUUGCACUUUCCCUAAUAUGUAUAGUUCAUUUACCUACAAUUUCACGUGGACAUUUGGUGUUCACAUACUAAAUAAAGUUAUUGUAGUUACUGAGAAA